AAUCAAUGAUCCAUAACUACACAGCUCAAAGCCCGUUUGUCUCGUCGUCUUCCUUAGGCAAAAUCCAAGCCUACUACUCACUGAGAGGGGUCGCAUAGUAACCCCGAAAAGCACCCGAGCCAAACAAAACAGUACAAAAAAAAUCGCCAUUUUUGAGAGUUAAAACUAAAUUUUUUUUUACAGAAAGGACUUUUAAUAGAGAGGGACUCGACUACUCGCUUAUGGCUAGCAUUUGUAUCGUAUUAUAUAGUCAAUUCAUGUCGUCUGGAUUGAGGGCAAGACAUGGUUAGUUCAUGCCGUUUUGAUUGAGGGCAAGGCGUUGUGGGAAGGUUCGAAGCUUCAAAACCCUAAGAGAUAGAUAAACAAAGCUGUUGAAGAGAGUGGGGACGUUUCAGUUACACCUCGGUGCUUUGCCCUAGCUCCCAAUUAUUCGAUCGCAUAUCCCAAUUCAGGUAAUCACCAAUAUAUUCUUUCUUAUAUUGAUGGGAGGGGCCAGCCUGUAGAUAAUGCAUGGCUGUAAUUCAGGAUCCGCUCUCUUAGUAAAUGCUGAGGUUGAUUUCAUGGGAGGGGUUGUUGAUGGUGGAGUUGGGAUUGGUGUCCAAACCUCUCCACGCAGAUCAUCCAUUGAGAAGGCUCAAGCAGAGUUGAGACAUGAGUAUGAUGUUCUUGAGGAAAGAAGAAAGGAACUAGAAUUUCUUGAAAAAGGUGGAAAUCCCUUGGAUUUCAAAUUUGGCAAUACAGAUUCAGUUAGUGUCCAAUCUACUUCCUUCACUGAUCGACAAGCACAAGAUUUUGUAACUAGUGAAGCAAAAGGUAGUUUUGCGCCGACUGCCUCACCUCAUGGCGAUUCUGUAGAGAGUAGUGGUAGACCAGGGGUUCCUGUGAUUUGUGAACCCAAUAGUGCCGAUAAUCUAUUACUUUUUGAUGGAGAAAAUGAGUUGCCUGAAGGUGAAAGGAAGUCUAUGGAUCCUCGUAAGAGGAAUACUGUUGUUCCAUCAGAGCAAUCUUCACAGAUGGAUGGGACUCAAAACGUUAAGGAGUCGGGAGAUUCAACUAUUUUUCGCCCAUAUGCUCGAAGGUACAGGUCCAAAAUCAAACGAGAUGGAGCUCGAUCGGGUUCUACAGAUAUUAUCCAGGGUCGAGUUGGUCAUGGUUCUUCUUUACCUACAUGUGGAGCAUCAAAGGAUGCGAAGGCUUUGACAUCUGAACCAAAUAAACAAAAGGACAAUAACGUAUCCUCUGUUAAUACCACAAAAUCUGCAACUUCUGAUGUUGAUUUGGCUUCAAAGGUGAUAACUUCUGAUAAUCAACUGAAUAUGGAGUUUGAUGGUGAGAAGGCUGCGGAAGAAAUGUCUGGCCAGUCAAAGGGUGAUCUACGUGAAAGCAAGGUCGAUAUCAUAGCUUCCAAAACAUUGAUAAAUGACCUGCCUAAGGAACCUGCUCAAAUGGAAGCUCAUACAUCUCCAAUUGGUUUGGCUUUUCAGGAACCUAAUCUUGUUGGAGGGAAGGAGCAGAUGGUUUCAGCCAGUAUUGAAUGUCCACCUGGUGCAGGCACAAGAAAAGCUGAGAAUGAAACUAAUUCCCAUCAGCUAAAUGGGUUUGGUAAUUGCAAAAGAGAUAUUAAAAACAUAACAAAUGAAGGGCAAAAUAGCAGUGAGACAAUAGGGACAAAGGGCUUGGAUUCAGAAUCAUCUUGCACUAAAAAAAGCUCAAACUUAGGCUUAAACAAUGAUAAUGAUGUGUGUAUUGAUCCAAAAAAAAUUUAUUCUAAUGGAAAGCCCGUGGAACAAACAUCAGAAAAGAAAGAGUCACUGGACUUAACUGUUGGUGAAUUGGCAAAAGAAAAGAAAGAGAUCAAGGCUGUUGAUAAUGAUGCUGUCUUUUGUGAUGCUAAUACUUCCAUGAGUAAGAAUCACUUGCUUAAUGAUUCCACUGUCAAUGUGGAGGAAGAAGUAAGAUCUGAAUUGCAAAAUGAGGUAAGUUGUCCUUCCAACGAGGUGAUGCAAAGCAGUCAUGCUGUAUCAGAAGCUGAGAGGAAAGUUAGUACUGUUCAGGGUGAUAAUUCUAAUUCCAACAUAGAAAAAAAUUGUGCAAGUAGGCCGCAAGGCACAAUGGAUAAUUAUAUUUGUGAGAUUCCUGAGAGGAAUUUGUUAGGAAUAGUCUCUACUGCUACUGCCGAUACUCGAACUAGUUCGGAUAAUCAUGUGAAAGUGGUUGACAAGGCACAUGAAGAUUCCAUUUUGGAAGAGGCACGGAUCAUAGAGGCUAAGCGUAAAAGGAUUGCAGAGCUAUCUGUUGGUACCUUACCUUCAGAAAACAGUAAAAAAUCUAACUGGGACUUUGUCCUUGAGGAAAUGGCAUGGUUAGCAAAUGAUUUUGCUCAGGAGCGUCUUUGGAAGAUGACUGCUGCAGCUCAAAUUUGUAGGCGUGUGGCUUUUAAUUCUCGAUUGAAAUUUGAAGAAAAAAAUCAACAUUGGAAACUAAAAAAAAUAGCUUUAACCCUUGCUAAUGCAGUCAUGGACUUUUGGCAUUCAGCAGAGGUGCUUCUAAAUAGUAAGAAUGCAAGUCUUGAUACAAAAAUCUCUGGCAAUGACUUGGUGGGAUCAAGGUCCACUGAGGUUACUGAGACUACGACUACAGAACUUGAUGGGGAUGCAAAGGAGGGCCAGCAGCACACUGAAAAGAACAAUGAAUUUGCUAUCCGGGGUUAUGGUCUUAGAUAUUUGAAAUAUAAUAGCUCCUCAGUUCCAUCACUUCUAGCUGAAGCACCAGCAACUCCUGAUAGGGUAUCUGAUUUGGCUAUUAUGGACAUUUCUUGGGAUGAAUACCUAACAGAAGAAAGCCUUUUCUUUGGAGUUCAGUCUGGAGCUAUGGAAACCUACCGAAGAUCUAUUGAAUCUUAUUUGGUACAUACUGAGAAAACUAGGAGUGCUGUACAAGAGGGGAUUGAAAUGUCUGCUUAUGAUGCUGGAGCAGAGUUUGGAUAUGACGACUUUGUUUAUGAUGAGGAUGGAGAAACAAGUACAUAUUAUUUGCCUGGAACCUUUGAGGGGAGACGAUCAUCAAAAUUAAACCAGAAUAAGCUAAAGAACUUAAUGAAAUCAUAUCCUGCGAGGCAUUAUAAAAUGGCUGCUGAUUUACCAUAUGGAAACUGUGCUCAAUCGUCCAUGGUGAUGGGAAAAAGGCCAGGCAAUAAUCUAAAUGGGGGUCCAAUUCCGACAAAACGAGUGCGCACUGGCUCCAGGGAGAGGGUUUUAAGUCCCUUUAGCAGUGCAGCUGCUGCUGGGGAUUUACAGGUUCCGACCCAAAAUGAUGCUUCUAGUGGAGAUACUAAUUCUUUCCAGGGCGAUCAGAGUACAGUGCAUGGAGGAUUACGGACCCAAAACAGAGUGGAGGUUGAAUCUAUUGGAGACUUUGAAAGGCAGCUACCAUAUGAUUGUGCAGGAACACCAAGAAAACCUAAAAAGAAGAAAAAGGCCAAGAAUCUCGGUUCUGCAUACAAUCAGGGUUGGCAGCUGGAAUCUCCUGUUCACAAUGAGCAGAGAGAUUAUUCCAAAAAGAGACCAGAGAGUCAUCAGCUUGAUUCUAAUGGAACCAGUGGUUUACAUGGACAAUAUAAUGCCAAGAAGCUGAAGAUAAUGAAGCAACAGCCUGAUAGUGCUUAUGACAUCAUCCCUCCCAAUGGAUCCAUCCCUUCACCAGUAGGGUCCCAGAUGAGUAAUAUGUCCAACCCAAGCAAAAUCAUUAGAUUAAUUCAUGGCAGUGACAGGGGUAGAAAAGCCAAAACACCCAAGAUGUCUACUGGUCAGCCUGCUCCUGGUAGUCCAUGGUCAAUAUUUGAAGAUCAGGCACUUGUUGUCCUUGUACAUGACAUGGGUUCAAAUUGGCAGCUUGUAAGUGAUGCCAUCAACGGUACCCUUCAAUUUAAGUGCAUAUUUCGCAAGCCUAAAGAAUGUAAGGAACGUCAUAAGAUUUUAAUGGGUAGGAGUGGAGAUGGAGCUGACAGUGCAGAUGAUUCAGGGUCCUCGCAGCCAUAUCCAUCAACCUUGCCUGGCAUUCCGAAGGGAAGUGCCAGACAGUUGUUUCAACGUUUGCAAGGGCCGAUGGAAGAGGAUACUCUGAAAUCUCAUUUUGAGAAAGUUAUACUUAUUAGUAAGAAACAGCACUAUCGACCGAGUCAGCAUGAUAAUCAGGAUCCGAAGCAGAUAGUUCCAGUCCAUAAUUCUCAUGUUAUUGCACUUUCACAAGUCUUCCCAAAUAACUUAAAUGGAGGGAUUUUAAUGCCUCUAGAUCUAUGUGAUGCCACUGCAUCAAGCCAAGAUGUUCUACCCUUUGAAUAUCAGGGUUCUCAUAUAAGUGGUUUAGUUGUGUUGAGUCAAGGAGAUGUUGGAUCAAUGCUUCCUGCCUCUGGAGGAAAUUCCUCCCUGCAGGGAUCUUCUGGCAUGGUUGUUGGAAGUAAUUUAUCAUCACCAUCUUCCCCACUUAAUGCAGCUGUGAGGGAUGGUAGAUAUGGUGUUCCUAGAACACCUUUGCCUGCUGAUGAGCAGCACAGAAUCCAACAAUAUAAUCAAAUGUUAUCCGGAACGAAUAUUCAGCAGUCCAAAUUGUCUCCCGCCGGGACUGUUUCUGGAUCAGAUCAUGGUGUUCGUAUGCUACCUGCUUCAAAUGGUAUGGGCAUGAUGUCUGGAAUAAAUAGAAGCAUGUCAAUGUCAAGGCCAGGCUUCCAAGGAAUUGCUGGGCCAGGUUCUGGCCAAACCAACUCAAUGUUGAGACGACAUGACACCGCGCACAUGGUGCGACCUGGCCACAAUCCAGAGCAUCAAAGGCAAUUAAUUGUACCUGAGCUCCAUAUGCAGGCCCAAGGGAACAGCCAGGGAAUUCCUGCUUUCAAUGGGUUGACUUCUUCUUACCCUAAUCAUCCUCAACAGCAGCAAAUGCCUCCACAGCAGCCCCAUGCACAGAGUAAACCUCAUCAUGCAACUGGGUCACAGCAGCAAGUAUAUGCCAUGCGCUUAGCUAAAGAAAGGCAAAUGCAGCCACAGCAACGGUUUGUUGCAUCUAGCACUUUGAUGCCACACGUUCAGCCUCAGACACAACUUCCCGUCUCUUUUCAGAAUAGUUCCCAUAUUCAAUCUCAAGCAUCACCCCCCUUGACAUCAACUUCACCAAUGACUCCUAUCUCAAUGCAGAACCUACAGAAACACCACUUGUCCCCUCGCGGGAUAGGUAGGAACCUCCAACUUGGUUCUAGUGGGUUGAACAAUCAGAUAGGCAAGCAACAGCAGCAGCAGCCUCUACAGCAACAGUUUCAACAGUCUAGCAGGCACCAUCCUCAGCAACGCCAACAAAUGCAGUCUCAGCAGCAACCUAAACCUUUGAAGGGAGUGGGAAGAGGGCUGAUGCAUCAGAAACUUUCUGCUGAUCUUGUUCAUCUUAAUAGUGUUGGCAUUACCCCAGGCAACGAAGGUGCCGAGAAAGGAGAGCAUACGAUGCAAUUAACACAAGGUCAUGGCUUGUAUUCUGGGCCUGGUGUGAGCCCUGUCCAACCAUCUAAACCUCUAGUUUCUUCUCAACCUUUGACCCAUUCCCGGCCACAGCAAAAGCUAAUGUCUGGGGCAGCAGCACCUUCUACAAAGCAAGUCCAGCAGGUGGCUACAGAUUCUAAUAAUAUUUCCCAAGGCCAGGUGUCCCCAGUACCUUCUGGUCAUACACUAUCAUCUGUGAAUCAAUCUGUGCCGCUAGCAGCUAUGGGUUCACGCCAGCAACAUUUGCAGCUACAGUCACAGCUGAACCAAAAGCAGGCUAAUCAAAACCAACCAAGUGUUCAAAAGAUGCUUCAACAGAAACAAGUGAAUUCUGAUUUGGCCAGCAAAUCUCAAGCUGAGCCAGUUCAAGCUGAUCAACAUCCCAGGAAGAAUGCUUCACAGAUGGGUGCAACCAAAACCAUGGCGAUGCAUCAGGAUGAUACUGAUUUAGUUAAUAACAUGAUACCUGUUGUUUCUCAGUGGAAAUCACUUGAACCAGUGUAUGAUCCUGGUAGGCUAAAUGUGGCCUCUGAGGUGGGAUCCGCAGGUAGCACUCCUCUUACAACUUCUCCUAGUAGAGAUCCGGGACCUCUUGUCAGACAAGGGCUAGGGCAGAUACAAUUAUCAGGUGGCUUACCCCCUCAUGGGAGUAAUGCUGGAGCACAGUGGUCGCAACAGCCACAGAUGCAACAAUCUCCCACACCACCACCUGCUCGACAACAUUACCAGCCACAAGGGCAAUUACAACAAGAUCAACGUAAUUCUCCCCCACAACAGUUGCCAUUGCAGCAGCAGCCAGAAGCACAACAGCAAAGUCUGCAUCUGCAAUCAGUACAGGGCAGCUUGUAUCACAGGCCUUCUAAUUCUAAGUUAGAAUGAAGUAAUAUAGUUGAUGGAGCAGUUCUGACAGCGAUGGGUCCUGCUAGGGUUGGGUUUGCAUGCCCUUGUAACAGCACUGUAAGAUGAAGCCGGUUAAUCCAUAGGGCAUAGCGAUGUGGAAAUAGGUCAUUGCUAUUUGCAGGUUAGAAAUUCAUUGAUAAAAGGACUUUCUAUUUUUGUUUCUACUUUUUUUUUUGGGUUUUGGGGGAUAAUGUAUAUGGCUGUGUUAGACUAUAGAGAGGACGGAGACAGAUAUAGAGGCAUUUGUACAUAGGUCACAUCCCAUUUUCUUGGUGCUUUCUUCCUCUUUUUCCAUGGUCUCCAUAGAAGGGGUCUUAUUUCUUUUUGCCCCACUAGAUUAGUUCAUGUAUCCUUAUCCUUUCAGAUCAAUGUUAGUAGCAAUCAUUUUUAUGGGCAAAAGCCUUUGGAAAUUUU
Messenger RNA from Hibiscus syriacus, 6839 nucleotides. RefSeq names its product chromatin modification-related protein EAF1 B-like. Gene Ontology annotation, cellular component: NuA4 histone acetyltransferase complex. The transcript is spliced from 23 exons. The record is from RefSeq and is a predicted model, not a curated record. NCBI's taxonomy places the organism in Eukaryota, Viridiplantae, Streptophyta, Magnoliopsida, Malvales, Malvaceae. Bases 507 to 6404 code for a protein of 1965 amino acids.